Molecule: messenger RNA, 768 nt
Organism: Lactuca saligna
Lineage: Eukaryota; Viridiplantae; Streptophyta; Magnoliopsida; Asterales; Asteraceae
Source: the annotation of a GenBank genome assembly
AUGGGGACCCCAAGAAAGAUGUGGACAUUGGCGGAAGAAUCGGCCCUCCUGGCUGGAGUAGCCAAGCACGGUGCUGGAAAAUGGAAGACCAUCCUCACCGAUGAAGAAUUUGCUCCUCGCCUAGUUAAUCGAUCCAAUGUUGAUCUCAAGGAUAAAUGGCGUAACCUUAGCUAUCAUGUGUCGAGCAGUGCUUGGCCAGCUCCCCAAAGCUCAUCAGAUAAUAACUAUAAGGAAAGUGAACCUUGGUACCAUGAUAUGAUUCUUCAAGCACUUUCAUCUGUGCAGAACCCAGAUGGGAUUGAUAUAGAUUCAAUUCAUUCCUAUAUUGAGCAAAAGUCUGAUAAAAAGUUGCCAGAAAUUUUUAGUACUUAUUUGACAACAAAGCUCAGGAGAAUGGCGACACAUGGGAAAAUUGAGAGGAAUGGUAAUCUUUACAAGAUCAAACAUGAUGUGCCAGUGGAUCAUAAGAACAACAAUGAUGAGCAACGAGAAGUCAACAACAAUUCUGAAGAAACAGAGGAAGAUUUGGCAUCGUAUGCUGCCUAUCGAGUUGCUGUGGCUGAAGACACACAGCGUAAAGCAAUCGAAGCAUGUAAAAAGCUAGAUCGUUUGCAGAACCUUGUUGAAGAGAGUAUGGCAAUGCUAAAAUUAGCUGAAGAGGCAUAUGAGAUAGCUUUAAGAGACGGGAUUGUUCUGCUUUGUUGGGAUUCAGAUAGUGUGCAUGAGUCAAGUGUUUCAUCGAACGAUGAUAUUCUGAAAGAGGAUUAG